Messenger RNA from Canis lupus familiaris (dog), 2593 nucleotides. It is a transcript of the gene NUAK2, whose product is annotated as NUAK family kinase 2. Gene Ontology annotation, molecular function: ATP binding; tau-protein kinase activity; protein serine/threonine kinase activity. Lineage: Eukaryota; Metazoa; Chordata; Mammalia; Carnivora; Canidae. Gene Ontology annotation, biological process: microtubule cytoskeleton organization; intracellular signal transduction; protein phosphorylation. Gene Ontology annotation, cellular component: cytoplasm. The transcript is spliced from 7 exons. The record is from RefSeq and is a predicted model, not a curated record. Bases 1 to 1896 code for a protein of 631 amino acids.
AUGGAGCCGCUGGCUUUCCCCCGGCGCCCCGGCCCGGCUCCCGCCGCCGCCUCCGCGCUGGCCGCCGAGCUUGCCCGGCCCCGGGCCGACGGGCUCAUCAAGUCGCCCAAGCCCCAGAUGAAGAAGCAGGCGGUCAAGCGGCACCACCACAAGCACAACCUGCGCCACCGCUACGAGUUCCUCGAGACCCUGGGCAAGGGCACCUACGGGAAGGUGAAGAAGGCGCGGGAGAGCUCGGGGCGCCUGGUGGCCAUAAAGUCAAUCCGGAAAGACAAAAUCAAAGAUGAGCAAGACCUGAUGCACAUCCGGCGAGAGAUAGAGAUCAUGUCGUCACUCAACCAUCCCCACAUCAUUGCCAUCCACGAAGUGUUUGAGAACAGCAGCAAGAUUGUGAUCGUCAUGGAGUACGCCAGCCGGGGUGACCUGUAUGACUACAUCAGCGAGCGGCAGCGGCUCAGUGAGCAGGACGCCCGCCAUUUCUUCCGCCAGAUCGUCUCUGCCGUGCGCUACUGCCACCAGAAUGGGAUUGUCCACCGAGAUCUCAAGCUAGAGAACAUCCUCUUAGAUGCCAAUGGAAAUAUUAAGAUCGCAGACUUCGGCCUCUCCAACCUCUACCACCAGGGCAAGUUCCUGCAGACGUUCUGCGGGAGCCCCCUGUACGCCUCGCCGGAGAUCGUCAAUGGGAAGCCCUACACGGGCCCAGAGGUGGACAGCUGGUCCUUGGGGGUCCUUCUGUACAUCCUGGUGCAUGGCACCAUGCCCUUUGACGGGCAGGACCAUAAGACACUGGUGAGACAGAUCAGCAAUGGGUCCUACCGGGAGCCACCUAAACCCUCUGAUGCCUGUGGCCUGAUCCGGUGGCUAUUAAUGGUGAACCCCACCCGCCGGGCCACCCUGGAGGAUGUGGCCAGCCACUGGUGGGUAAACUGGGGCUAUGCCACCCGUGUGGGGGAGCACGAGGCUCCGCUCGAGGGAGGGCCCCCUGGCAGCGACUCCGGCCGGGCCUCCGUGGCCGACUGGCUCCGGCGGUCCUCCCGGCCUCUCCUGGAGAACGGGGCCAAGGUCUGCAGCUUCUUUAAGCAGCACACGCCCGGAGCGAGCAUCGGCCCCGGCCUGGAGCGCCAGCAUUCACUGAAGAAGUCCCGCAAAGAGAACGACAUGGCCCAGUCUCUCCAGGGGGACCCAGCUGACGACCCCUCCGUUCGCCCUGGCAGGGGCAACCUCAAGCUGCCGAAGAGCAUCCUCAAGAAGAAGGCACCAACUGUGGAAGGGGCAAGGGGAGACCCUGAGCCCGGCCCAGGCCCCAUGGACCCAGGACAGGCUGCCCCCCUGCUCCCCAAGAAGGGCAUCCUCAAGAAGCCUCGGCAGCGGGAAUCUGGCUACUACUCCUCUCCUGAACCCAGUGAGUCUGGGGAGCUCCUGGACGCAGGAGAUGUGUUCAUGAGUGCGGACUCCGAGGAGCAGAAGCCCCCCCAAGUCCCGGGGCUGCCCCUCCAUCGCAAAGGCAUCCUCAAACACAAUGGCAAGUUCUCCUGCACAGCCCUGGAGCUCCCGACCCCCUCCACCUUCGGCUCCCUGGAUGAACUCGCCUCCCCUCACCCGCUGGCCCGGGCCAGCCACCCCUCAGGAGCUAUGAGUGAGGACAGCAUCCUGUCUUCUGAGUCCUUCGACCAGCUGGACUUGCCCCAACGGCUCCCUGAGCCUGUGCUGCGGGGCUGCGUGUCCGUGGACAACCUUAUGGGGCUCGAGGAGCCCCCGGCAGAGGGCCCUGGAAGCAGGGGCCUGAGGCGCUGGUGGAGGGAGUCCCUGGGGGAUAGCUGCUUUUCCCUGACAGACUGCCAGGAGGUGACCGAAGCCUACCGCCAAGCCCUGGGGGUCAGCUCAAAGCUCAGCUGAGGGGGGAGAGGGCACUGCCCCACCCCAGGCAGGUUCUAAAAUGCAGCUGGCUGCACCCUGAGGGGAGACUGCCACCAGCCCCACCUCCCAGUGGGAGACCAGCCUCCUGGCCAGGAAGACUGAGGUGGUUUGCAGUUGAACCCUAGAGAGGGCUGGAUGGGCAGUGGACAAAUAAAGCACAUGGAAGGUUCCAGGUCUUCUACCCUGUGAAACAGAGAAGAUAGUAAAGGGGAAGCUAGCAGAUAGAGAGUGGAGGGGAAGGCCCGGGGCCUGUUCAGAUUUCCCCCUUCCUUGUUCACGCAGUAGGGCCACAGAGGUCAGGAAAGAGUGCCCUCUCUGUGCCAGUCUCCUUCUUGCAGUAAGUUUUGUGCAUGGUGACUUCCUGCCAAGGCGAGGAUGGAAGAUCUUCAUGUACAGGUCCCAUCCCCACCUACCAUUAGAACUGGAAUGGGGCACCCCCGUGUGCCUGGGGUGUCCUGGGAGUGGUCUUCUCCCGGAUACCCUUCCUUCUUUAUCUCAGAGGUUGUGUUCUCUUACUGUUGUCUCCUCAAAGGUUCUCUCCCCUUUCCCAUCCUUCAAACCUGGCCCAAGCCUCCUGGACUCGCUGCUAGGAAUCUAAAAGACUUGAAAAGGCUCAGGCUGCUGCUAAUGGACUUCAUCUCACCGGGCCCAGAUUCCCCUGGAGCCCACCUUGGAC